Molecule: messenger RNA, 1050 nt
Organism: Anarrhichthys ocellatus (wolf-eel)
Lineage: Eukaryota; Metazoa; Chordata; Actinopteri; Perciformes; Anarhichadidae
Product: protein FAM83C-like
Exons: 3
Coding region: 195-959 (254 amino acids)
Biological process (GO): signal transduction
Molecular function (GO): protein kinase binding
Source: RefSeq, a predicted model, not a curated record
GGCUCGUGGGACAGACUGUGACGUGACGAGGAACUAGAGAAGAGAGGACCAUUUCAGCGCCUCGGACAGGAAGCCAAUCCGGGCCGUUUGGAUUAUUCUCGAGAUUAAAACCCGGAUGACAUAAAACAGAAACAGUUGAAACAUCCCUCUGAUAAGGACUUUGGGAGUUAUUAGCUGCGGACUACCCCGGCACCAUGAUCAACUCGGAGGCGCUGCGGCCGUCCGCGUCCGGCAGGAAGCCGCUGGGCAAGCUGGCGUCCCGGCUGGAGGAGGUGAAGAACCCGUGGAGGCAAGUGUCCACGCUGGAGCUGAGCCACAACGAGGCGGCCCGCCUGGCCACGGACGCCCUGCUGGAGCAAGGGGAGAAGGAGUACCGCCGGGUGCUGACCGAGGAGCGGGAGCUCAACUUUCUGUCCCCGCUGGAGGUGCGCUACAUCACCGAGCAAGCGGCCAAGACGUGCGCCUCCGAGAGCAGCGGCGGCGGCGGCGGCGGCGGCGGUCCCAACGACCGGGACUUCGGAGACGGAGACGCCGUGUCCGACCUCACCUCCGGGACUUACUUCCCGAUGAUGUCCGACGACGAGCCGCCCAUGCUGGAGCUCGGCUGGCCGGACUCCCCGGCGAGGUACGGACCGUCGGAGACGCAGAUCUACUUCCAGAGGGACAAGUCCCACAACGUGAAAGACCUCAUCAGGUCCCUGAUCAACACCGCCAAAAAGGUGAUCGCGCUGGUGAUGGACGUGUUCACAGACGUGGACCUGCUGUGUGAUCUGAUGGAGGCGUCCAACAAGCGCAAAGUCCCCGUCUACAUCCUGCUGGACGAGAAGAACCUGGACUGCUUCACAGACAUGUGCUCCGCACUCGACAUCCAGAGCUCACACAUGAGUGUAAGUACUGAGUGUUGCUUCUAUCGUUCCAUCAUUCCCCAUGCACAGACACGGACCAGUGAGCAAAUGUGACCCUCCAGACCAUGAUAUGUGAGCUCUUAACUGGUCCUGAACCAGUCUCAGUGUAGUCCUGAUCCUCUAUCAGACCUCCAUCAGUAAAGAG